Molecule: messenger RNA, 2697 nt
Organism: Darwinula stevensoni
Lineage: Eukaryota; Metazoa; Arthropoda; Ostracoda; Podocopida; Darwinulidae
Source: the annotation of a GenBank genome assembly
GUUCUGGUUCAUUUCGGGGCUGGGAGAAGAGUCAAGCUCGUCCUCAGAUCCCUCUGAAUCUCGGGUGAGAGAUCGAAGGAAUGCGAGGGAGGCGGUGGAUUCCGACCUUCCUCGGGCUAUGCCUAUGCCUCUGCCUGUGCCUGGUGGAGGUGGAAGGACUCCAGGAGUUGGAAAGAGAACCACAAGACAACGAGCCGACCUUAGGGGAGACCAUCACGUUACCUUGUCAAGUGAGGGACCGGAAGGGAGCCGUUCAAUGGACGAGAGACGGAUUCGGACUCGGAUUCCCCAGGGAUUUGCCUUCUUUCCGACGCUAUUCCAUGGUCGGCAACGAAGCCGACGGAGUGUUUGACCUAAAGAUCGAGAACGUGACUCUGGAAGACGAUGCCGUCUUUCAAUGUCAAGUCGGUCGGGGACCAGGACCGGGAGGAGAUCCGGAACUGAUGUCGCGCGAGGCGACCGUCACCGUGCGAGUCAGUCCAAAGGAACCGAGGAUCGUCCAGGGUCGAGAACUGGACACCACGGCAGGCACCAACGUCACCCUCAUAUGCGAGGCUCAGGAUGGAAAACCGCCACCGCAGGUAUAUUGGGCGAACAGCCUGAACGAGGAACUGGCGAGCGAGUCGGUGGAGAUGGGGUCGCAUCACAACAAGUUGAAGACGACCCGCAGCACUCUUCACUUCACGGUGGGCAGGAGGCACCACAAUGCCACCUUCGAAUGUUACGCCCAGAACUCCGCCACCACCCCCACUCCUCUCAAGACCUCCAUCAGGCUUAAGGUCGUCGACUUGGAGUCGCAGUACAACACGACGAGUCUCCACUUUCCUCGAGUGGAUCGGAGCAUGAACGGUUCCAGCAUCAGUUGCGAAGUGUCCAGCGUGAUAGGGAAAUCAAAAGCCACACUCCCCAUCAACAUUCGAUAUGGACCUCGCAUCCGGGAUCUGAAGCGCUUGGUAUCAGGGGAACCCCGUGCCAGCCUGACGCUCUCUUGUCAAGUGGACUCCAACCCUCCCGCCGACAUCUACUGGACUCGCGACAAUCAUCUCGGUAUGGCACGGAGGAGAGUGAGCGAAGGCGGGAAUUACACGAUUCGGUCGCUGACGCUCGAAGAGACGGGAGAUUACACGUGCUUCGCUUCCAUGCCGGGUUUCCACGAGGUCUCCGAGACCGUCAAGGUCCUCCUCAGAGGACCUCCCGAGAUCAAGUCCGAGAGGACGCAGUUCGGACGCGGGGACGACACGGUGACCCUGGAGUGCAAGACCGUCUCCGUCCCGCAUCCUUCGCGCGUCCAGUGGGAUUUCCUCGGCAAGACCAUCGUUACCGGGGAAGGUCAGUACGUGAUAAAGGAAACCCGGACAGAGGACGGCUUGAUCAGUCGCUUGAUUAUCAACGACGCCCGGGCUACAGACUUCGGCACCUACAACUGCUCCGUUCGGAACGCGUACGGAACGGCCGUCGCCACCAUCACUCUUCAGAAGCAGAGAAGCGUGCCCCUGUUAAUCAUCCUGGCUGGAGUGAUAGGUGGGAUCAUCAUGCUCAUCGCGAUAGUUAUGAUCUUCUUCCUCUGUCAGAGAAGAAGCAAGUCUCCCGAGGACUACGGGAGCAGCAGCGAGAAGACCAGUUCCAAGCCGAUCACAGUGACGACGCUGAGGAGCUCGAAUGAACUCGGGAACGGGGGAACGGGUUCCGACGACUCCGACAUGAAGCUGGAGAUCCAGACUGCUUCGGGCUCCAGCCUGAGUCAUCGGGAAGAGGACUGGGAACGGGGGGGAACGCCUUCUCACUCCAACUACCGAUACUCCGCCGACUACAUUGAGCCCACCUUCCCACCCAAACCGGACACCGGUGGUGGGGGACAAAGGGAGAACGGUGGGUGUGUCGGUUACGUGCCAUACGUCGACUACGCUCGAGACUACAACCCCAGCAGCACUGCAGUGUUUCCGGUGUUGCCCAGCAACGGACUGAACAACGUGGACCCGCGAUAUUCGGCCACGUACGGAAACCCUUACUUGAGGACUUCCUCGUCGACGUCCUUACCCCCGCCUCACCUGGGGUCACCCGUUUACGUUCGAAACGGGUCGGUGGGAGUGCCAAACGGGGUCACCGGACAGUACAUCACUGCAUCCAGCAGUCAUCUGAAGCCUGGCACCCUUGCCACCCACGUGUGACGAUGCCGUUGUGAUCGAGAGGACCCACUCUCAUACUCACCUUCACUCGCGUAUGCGGAACUCGCUUGGUCGACUGUGAUGAGAAAGGAAAAUUUUUUUAAGGAUUUUUCCGAUUGCAUGUCCCCCCAAAGGCUUCCAGCUCCCAUCCCUCGUCAUUCCGAUAGAUGGCAUUUAAGGUUCAUUCGACCAUCGAAAGCAAUCGCGAGAUUCUUCCAGAGGAGCAAUACGCAGGGAAAGGAUCUCCCUCUCGUGUGCAUGAAACAUUUCAUCCUCAGUAAAGUCGAUUUCGUUGCCAAAGAUCGGCCUCACAUGUGAAGCAUCCGAGAGGUCGUCAAGUUUUCAUCCUAUGUGAUCCAUCCCUUCUUUUAAUGUCACCUCUGGAUAUUUUCCUUUUCUAUUUUAUUCUGGACGCAUUUUUGGCUUAAGCUCAGGUGAUUCUGCAGCUUGUUGUUGCUUUUAUGUGCAGUCCCAGCUAGUCAUGAGUUUGAAAUGUUCUCUCCCUCUCUUUCAUUCUUGUUUUGGUUGUGCG